CCCCCAUGUACAGUUUAGAAUAGUCUACAGUUUUCUCAUUGGCACAGUCUGUAAAGUCCGCGAAGCGAUAACAACAGCCACAAAACUCAGCACAAAUAACGUCAACAGUGCAUAUACACAGUUUUGUUGGCGGUAUCUGGACAAAUGGAGGCAGGUUUGUGUCGCCAGUGGUGAAGAUUUGCUGGGAAAUGAGGGGAGGAUGCGUGUGAUGCGGCCGGAGCUACAGCAUUGUCAGGACUGGAGAUGAGACAGUAUGGGGUUGAGAUGGCCCGCUUUACAUCCGCCAAGAUGAACAAGUUUCGACGCAAGCUCAGCUCACUGGGUGGCAGCACAGACAAAGAUGCGGUAGUGUCUAAGAUUGAGCUGCAGAACAGGCGACUGUCCAGCAUCAGCGCCAACGGCAUGGACGAGGAGAAGCUGAUCGUGAAAGGUCAGCUGAUCAAGGCUGCCUCUCUGGAGAAGCUGGCCAUGCUCUGUGUGGACUGCUUUGACGAUGCAGGGGAGCUCCAGGACAACCCGUUCUUCCCCAGGAUGGUUUUCCUCAUGCACAAAUGGUUUGUGUCUUCUGAGGAGCUGGCAGCCCUGUUUAUCAACCUGUAUCAGACAAGAGACAAGUCCAUCUGCAAGUCACCUUGUCAACACAAGCCAUCAGACCAGAACUGCAAACUCAACAGGUUCAAGACAAGAGUAUGUUACACAGUAAGAUCCUGGAUUUCCGAAUUUCCGAUGCACUUUGACUUGGACCCGAGUCUGGCGCGGGAAAUACGGAACCUCCAGGAGCUGACCUGCAAAGACAGUGCCAACAACCACAAGCUCCUGGUGGACAUCUCCAAUCUCCCAUCCUAUGACUGGAUGCGAGCCGUGUCUGUCAGGAACUCAGUGAAGAGGAGCCACAAAGUAUCGCUGGUGUUCGACCACCUGGAGCCCCAUGAGCUGGCUGAGCAGAUCACAGUUUUGGAAUACAAAAUCUUCAGAAGAAUAUCAUUUUCAGACUUCAGGAAUUAUGCGAUCCAUGGGAAGUUGCAGGACAACCCCCGUCUGGAGCGCUCCAUCAUGUUGUUUAAUGGCCUGUCCUUGUGGGUUCAGUGUAUGGUCCUGAGUAAGUCCACCCCACAGUACAGGGCACAGGUCAUCACCAAGUUUGUUAAUGUUGCAAAGGCCUUGAGACAGCUGCAAAACUUCAACUCCCUGAUGGCAGUGGUGGGGGGACUGAGUCACAGCUCCAUCGCCAGACUUACCAAGACUGCCAGCCAUCUUCCAGCAGAAAUCAACAAGGCUCUGCAUGAGAUGACUGAAAUGUUGUCAUCCAAUGGUAACUUUGCAAACUACAGAAAGCAGCUCAGCGAGUGUAAAGGCUUCAAAAUUCCCAUCCUAGGUGUACAUUUAAAGGACUUGAUUGCGCUCCACACUGCUUUACAUGACAAAGUGGAGAAUGGACUGCUCAAUGUUAGGAAGAUGGCUCAGCUGGCUGUUGUGUUUAAUGAACUCAUCCAACUGCAGAGUACGAGUCCUGACAUCGAAGCCAACAUGGACCUUAUCAACACGCUCAAGGUAUCAUUAGACUUGCAGUAUUCAGAGGAAGAGAUCUAUGAACUGUCACUUGCCAGAGAGCCAAGGGAGUCUGCAUCUGCUCCUCCUACACCCAUCCCGAGUGAGAAGCCAGUGUUUGCAGACUGGGCCUCGGGGAUCACUCCAACACUCGACUCGGACACUCUGAAGAAACAUGUCCAUGCCAUGGUGGAGGCUGUCUACAAAAACUAUGACCAUGACAGAGACGGGUAUAUCUCUCAUCAAGAGUUUGACUCCAUCGCUGGAAAUUUUCCCUUUAUCGACUCUUUUGGGAUCCUGGAUGCAGACCACUUUGCAAGGCAGUUGAAGAGAUUUGAUGAGGUUAAGCAUGUGGAUGGCAUGAUCAGCAAGGAGGAGAUGAAGAUGUACUUUAUCAGAGCUAACUGCCACGCCCUGUCCAGCGGCUUCAGACAUGACUUUGUGGAAACCACAUACUUCAAACCCACCUACUGCGAGCACUGCUCAGGACUGCUGUGGGGACUGAUCAAGCAGGGCUGGAAGUGCCGAGACUGUACCAUCAGCUGUCACAAGCACUGCAAGGAGCUGGUGGUGGUGGAGUGUCGGCCUCGGGGCAGUGUCUCGUCAGGUCCACAGUCCUCCAACACCUCCCUACUACAGGACACAGACACAUCCAGGGCAACCUCUGCCGAUGAACAGCCGUCCCCAAGGGGCACAGAGAGAAGACGACAGUCAUCCAGACUUCGCUACCUCGCUCCCGUGCACCAGUCCACACAGACGGUCAAGGACAGCGGCAUCUCCCUGAUGGACAGCGCCUCCUCCGUUAACUUGAACCUGGAGUACAACGAUGAUGAGGUGUUUGUGGAGGAGGAUGUCGGUAGCCUGAGGGAGAGGCUGAGGCAGUCUGAGGAGGCCCGGGCCAAGUUGGCUUCUGAGAACCAGACGCUCCAGACUGAGCUAGCGAGUGCGCACGAUAGGAUCAAGCUUCUGCAGUCACACAUCGGACAGAUCAGACAGCACACGGUCAGCUUCAUCCUCGAUCAGAUGGACAUUCUUAAAAUGCAGAGGGACACAGAGGUCUAGGGAAGGUGCAGGGUGAUACAAAGAUUUAGGAAAGGUGCAGGGAAGGUACAGGGAAGGUACAGGGUGACACGAAAGUGUAGGGAAGGCUUCCGGGUGACAUAGAGACUAAGGAAGGUUGUAGGGUGGCAUAGAGGUCUAAAAAAAGUGCAAAGAGAUACAGAGGACUGGGAAGACCACAGAGAGGGCAUGCGAGCAAUUACCUCAAGUCCUUUGUAAAAGUUCACUGGGAGAGACAUAUGUUGAAUUUCUUGUCACCCUAGCCUUUUGUUUUGACUGGCCGUCAAGAAACCAAAUGAGAAGGCUGGCCUGCAAAGUGGUGUUCCGUCAUGCCUGACAGGUGUUCAUGGAGCAACGUGACUGCCUCACCUGACUGUUUGGACUGAACCAGACUACUAUUGCUGCAUCCUCCAGAUGUGUUGGUUUCAGCCCACCUUCUACAAUGUACUUUCCCCAGGACACUUUAUAUUAUAUAUAUAUACUAGUAUAUGAUGUCAUGA
This is a messenger RNA of Branchiostoma belcheri (Belcher's lancelet), 3107 nucleotides long. Its product is annotated as ras guanyl-releasing protein 3-like. Gene Ontology annotation, molecular function: guanyl-nucleotide exchange factor activity; calcium ion binding. Gene Ontology annotation, biological process: positive regulation of GTPase activity; Ras protein signal transduction. Lineage: Eukaryota; Metazoa; Chordata; Leptocardii; Amphioxiformes; Branchiostomatidae. Gene Ontology annotation, cellular component: plasma membrane. The record is from RefSeq and is a predicted model, not a curated record. The transcript has 19 exons. The coding region runs from base 244 to 2610 and encodes 788 amino acids.